Danio rerio (zebrafish) is the source of this 2928-nucleotide messenger RNA. The record is from RefSeq and is a predicted model, not a curated record. Lineage: Eukaryota; Metazoa; Chordata; Actinopteri; Cypriniformes; Danionidae.
UAUUAUCCACACUUUUAGAUUUAGCUGUAGUUAAUGUAUAUCUAUUGCUUACCUCUCCAGUAUGGCGUCCUCCAGUGUUUUGCUGAAUGAGGAGCUCCAGUGCUCCAUCUGUCUGGAUGUGUUCACUGAUCCAGUCACCACUCCAUGCGGACACAACUUCUGCAGAACCUGCCUGGACCAGUACUGGACAAACACACACACCUGCUGCUGUCCGAUCUGUAAGGAAAAAUUCAGCAAACAGCCUGAUCUGAAGGUCAACACCACACUGAGAGAGGUGGUGCAGCACUUUAACCAGCAGCUCAGUCUAGGAGAAUCUGAAGUGUUGUGUGACAUCUGUGAAGACAGAAAGCAGAAAGCAGUGAAGUCCUGCUUGACCUGUCAAAGCUCUUACUGUGAGAAUCACCUGGAGCCCCAUUACAGAGUCCCACGCCUGAAGAAACACACACUGAUCAGCGCUGUGGAGAAUCUGGAGGAUUACAUAUGCCCGAAACACGAGAGACCUCUGGAGCUGUUCUGCAGAGAUGAUCAGAUGUGUGUGUGUUUGUCCUGCACUGAAGGAGAACACAAGAGUCACAGCACUGUUCCCAUAGAGCAGGAGAGCCAGCAGAAGAAGAAUCAACUUGUUGAAACACAGACAGGUGUUCAUUGGAUGGUACAGGACAGGAUGAAGAAGAUUCAAGAGAUCCAGCACUCAGUACAGCUGAGAAAGAGCAACACAGAGAAGGAGAAGUCCAGCAGUGUGGAGCUCUUUAAUGGUCUGAUCCUCUCCUUUGAGAGAUGUCAGUCUGAUCUGCUGAGGAUGAUGGAGGAGCAGCAGAAAGCAGCAGAGAAACAGGCUGAAGAUCUGAUAAAGGAGCUGCAGCAGGAGAUCACGGAGCUGAAGAGCAGAAACACUGAGCUGGAGAAGCACAUGCACUCUCGAGAUCAUCUUCACCUCAUACAGAUGUUUUCAUCUUUGUACAGUCGUCCAUACACGAAGAACUGUUCUGAGAUCAGUUUUGACACUGAUGUGAAUGUGAACUCUUUGCAUAGAGCUCUGACAAUACUGAAGAAAACUCAGGAGACACUAGAUGAAAAACUCUGUCAAACUGGGUUGAAGUGGGUACAGAAGUACGCAGUGGAUGUGACUCUGGAUCCUGACACGGCGAAUCCAUUCCUCAUCCUGUCUGAUGAUGAAAAACAAGUCAGUCAUGGAGACAUCGAGUAUGAUGUCCCAGAAAUCCCAGAAAGAUUCGAUUACACUGUUAGUGUUUUAGGGAAACAGGGAUUCAAUUCUGGGAAAUUUUACUAUGAGGUGCAGGUGAAGGGAAAGAAGGAAUGGGAUUUAGGAGUGGCCAGAGAGUCCAUCAGCAGGAAAGAGACAAACCAGCUGACUCCAGCAAAUGGAUUCUGGACCAUGGCUUUGAUUAAUGAGAAUGAAUAUUUAAUUUGUGAUGAUCCAGUGGUCUCUUUCCCUCAGAGAGCAAAACCUGAGAAGGUUGGAGUGUUUGUGGAUUAUGAAGAGGGUUUGGUCUCCUUUUAUAAUGUGAAUGACGGAUCUCACAUCUACUCUUUCACUGCUCAGACUUUCACUGAAACACUCUAUCCAUACUUCAGUCCAUGUCUUAAUGAUGACGGGAAGAACUCAAAGCCACUGAUCAUCACACCUGUCUAUUAAAAUGAACAAGAUGAAAAAGUAUGAAAUCUGAAUGUCUACUUGAUGCAUUUAUAAUUAAUACAAUUGCUUUUGUAUUUCAUUAAUACUUUACUUUUGCAAUUUACUAUCAAAAUCACAAUGUACUAUGGCUGCCAAUAAGCACUGUUAUUCGAUUAAUUCUCUAAUUGAUUAAUCUAUUGACUAUUAAAUACUUUCUAUUACUUUUUAAUGAUAGCAUGGUUUUCUCUGCUAAGGUGACCUGUUUUAAAUAAAGGAAUAAGUGACUGAGUAAUGCUUGAAGCUAUAGGACAUUUACAAUAGUUCAGAACAAAGAACUUUAAUUACCUUUCCCAAUAAAGACACACUUGCUGUAUGUUUUGCUGAGCGAUAUCAGCACAGCACUCGUCAAUCAAUAUUUUCUUUCAUAAUGUCUUCAUAUUUAUCUCAAUAUUUCCGAGCAACUGAUGAUCAAAAAAGUUUGAAGAUCAAUAUUAUAAAUUAUAAAAUGACUUUCUGUUUGAUUUCGGAUUUUGCUCAAAGGGACUUUUUGUGGGUAUUAGCAUGUUUGAUGUGAGUGCCAAUUUUCAUAUGUGUGCAAGUUUCGUAUGUGUUGCUUACAAGAUUAUUGUUGCUGACUGUAAAACAGAUUUAAAGUGAGAAACAAACCUAAUGGAAUAGAAUCAUCUUCAUGAGCCUGUAGAUUUUUUUGCAAAUUUUCAUUGUGCAACACAAAAUUCUAAUGGAGACCAGGAAGAGAUUAUUUUACAUAGGAACUAUUUUUAGGUUGUGCAUUGGUUAUGGAUGCUCAAAUUGGUCAAAACGAGAAACAAUGCUGAGCUAAUAUAGAGUUAAAAAUGUUUUUGCCAGUAAAGGAAAACAUUUCAAGAACUGCCUGAACCAAGAAAAAAGGGGGCUUAAAAUAAACAUUUUUUCAAGCUUGCAUGCAUGUGUAUACAUACUAUAAAUUAAAACCUAAUUAAUCAUUUGACAGCACUAAUAAAUAUAAUAACAGUAUAGAAUUACCAACCUCAAUAAUAUGCUUAUGUCUUAUGAAAAACAGAUACUACAAACAACACACUUAUACAAAAUCUAUGCAAAUGUAAACUUACCUUGCUAUGUAAUUGCAAUGUGCUGAAAGCAUAUUGGUGUAGAAAGGCAUGUCCCGAAUUUGAAUCCCUGCUUGUGGACCUUUCCCAAUCCUAUCCCCCCUCGAUCUUGAUUUCAUGUCCUGUCCAGCUACCUUCCUGUUAAUAAAGACACAACAUCAAAAAAAAAAAAAAAAAAAAGACUUA